This is a messenger RNA of Labeo rohita (rohu), 267 nucleotides long. Its product is annotated as histone H2A-like. NCBI's taxonomy places the organism in Eukaryota, Metazoa, Chordata, Actinopteri, Cypriniformes, Cyprinidae. The coding region runs from base 1 to 267 and encodes 88 amino acids. Gene Ontology annotation, cellular component: nucleosome. The record is from RefSeq and is a predicted model, not a curated record. The transcript has a single exon. Gene Ontology annotation, molecular function: DNA binding; structural constituent of chromatin; protein heterodimerization activity.
AUGACCCAUCACUGCAACUAUGCCGAGCGCGUCGGUGCUGGUGCUCCCGUUUAUUUGGCCGCUGUGCUCGAGUAUCUCACUGCUGAGAUCUUGGAGCUGGCUGGAAACGCCGCUCGGGACAACAAGAAGACCCGUAUCAUCCCUCAUCACCUGCAGCUGGUGGUGCGCAAUGACGAAGAGCUGAACAAACUCCUGGGUGGCGUGACCAUCGCUCAGGGUGGUGUGCUGCUGCCCAAGAAAACUGACAAGGCCGCCGAAACCAAGUAA